Molecule: messenger RNA, 573 nt
Organism: Penicillium verhagenii
Lineage: Eukaryota; Fungi; Ascomycota; Eurotiomycetes; Eurotiales; Aspergillaceae
Exons: 1
Coding region: 1-573 (190 amino acids)
Source: RefSeq, a predicted model, not a curated record
AUGGCCACAGAUCCUACUCCAGUGUUUCUUAAACAUUUCCUACACAACACGGCGCCCCCACCCGAGCUCACCUUACCAAAAUAUUGGCAAGGAGCACCAGCUGCCGCUCUGCGGCGUUGCAUCAUGGCUCUCGGGAGUGGGAGAAUUCUGUCGCUUGGCCCCAAAGUGGCACAGCUAGAAACACUGAGAAAUCUUUAUUUCUCACCAAUCGAAGGAGCAGAGCCAAUUCCUCUGCACACAUUCAAUGUAGCACCACAAGCCAAUCCUCCGCAAUAUGAAGAUCCGGUGCCACUAAACCCUCCGCUGUCCUCUGAAAUAUUUGAUUGUGAAAUCAAAUCAUCGGACUCUUCGGAGUCAGACUCUGAACCCAAGCCUGACCCGGACACCCAAGCGCCCGAUGCUAAAGAUCCGGAUUUCAACCCGGAGAACACCCGGAAGAGAAAGGGAAAGAGUACUAGCACCCAGGGUGCUAGGAAAUAUCCAAAGCGUGACACAACGAGCUACUAUUCUUGUCAUGGGAACUGGGCCCUAGGCCCUAUGGCAACAUCGCAGGAUGCCAUUCUGCGGUAUUAG